Molecule: messenger RNA, 1284 nt
Organism: Neoarthrinium moseri
Lineage: Eukaryota; Fungi; Ascomycota; Sordariomycetes; Amphisphaeriales; Apiosporaceae
Exons: 4
Coding region: 1-1284 (427 amino acids)
Biological process (GO): positive regulation of transcription by RNA polymerase II
Cellular component (GO): nucleus
Molecular function (GO): transcription cis-regulatory region binding; DNA-binding transcription factor activity, RNA polymerase II-specific; zinc ion binding
Source: RefSeq, a predicted model, not a curated record
AUGGCCAAGUCCAGAACCGGAUGCCUGACUUGUAGGAAACGCAAGCGCAAGUGCGACGAGACACGACCAGAAUGUAAGGCAUGCGUCAGCCGCAACGCCAAAUGUGGUGGUUACUUGCGCCCGGUGCGGUGGGCCAACGGUAUAGCUUCCAGAGGCAGAUUUGUCGGUGUCAACCCGGGAAUGAUGAUACCACAGCCAGAGAUGCCUAUCGCGUCUGCCGAGUCUGCACAAACGAAUGUCGACAUCUCCUCGCUGGGAAGGAUGCGUCCGAUCACCAAAAAGGAGCGAUUGGCGUUCGAUAGAUUCCUCGCCGGAGGUCUCCAUCAUAUCUGCAGCGCCCGAAUCUACGGUUGGCUUGCCCCGUUCUUCGAUGUCAUGUCGAGGGACUCCGAGUCUAUCAUAGUCGUGGCGGCCGCACUACAGACCUUCCUUGAAGACGGUUUGACAAUUGCGUCCCUAGAGCAUAUAGAUCGUGCUCUUCAAGUCUUUCGCACUGAACUCACGACUCGAGGUGACAAGCGGGGCACAGCUACUCUCUUGCAAGCCCAGCCGUUUACUCCAUACCUUAGAUUGAUCACGGAUGUUCACAAUCUCGGUACCCUACUAGAGAAUAGUAUAUCCGACCCCAAGCUGAAUCCUCCAGUCCAGCAUACUUUGGAGGUAUUGGGCGUCAUGGAUCUACCAACGUUCGUCAUUGGCCGCACACAACCAAGUAUGAACUUGUGGACGCAAAUUCGCGGUGUUACAGUCGCCGACGCAAGUCCCUUGAUGGCUGAAUCCCAACUGUGGACUUGGCAGGGCCUGGUUGGCAAUUUCCUCGAGUGUCACCAUUGGGAUAGUUGGAGAUAUGCCGGCAUUCUUGACAUCCGCCGCCGACGUCGGCUACGAGGCGCUCCAAUAACUCAUUCCAACGCUAUUAUUCCAACUAACUACCCUGUCUCUGGUACCUUCCCACCCACCGAGGUUGUGCUUUGCCGACUAUUGUGCUCGUUGGAGGCAAUGUGCCGAGGCCUUGAAGCGGCUGAAGACAAACGGCAGACCUCGCUGCACCACGGGCUGCUUUACCCAUUUGCCACGGCAUCUUUGGAGUUCUCUACUCUGUCGCUGCACCCAACGUGGCAAGAACUCAUGAAUAACAUUCGCCUGAGAUUUCUUGAAAUCUCACCAACCAAGUUUUCGUCAUCUUUGCUGGAGCUUCUCGAUGAAGCCCGAUCAUCAGGUGAUGAAAAGUUCGAUAUCGAAGAGGCUGCUCGAGGACGGAAUAUAGAGAUUGCGUUGUUCUGA